Yamadazyma tenuis ATCC 10573 is the source of this 1389-nucleotide messenger RNA. It is a transcript of the gene HXT14, whose product is annotated as hexose transporter. NCBI's taxonomy places the organism in Eukaryota, Fungi, Ascomycota, Pichiomycetes, Serinales, Debaryomycetaceae. Gene Ontology annotation, cellular component: membrane. Gene Ontology annotation, biological process: carbohydrate transport; transmembrane transport. The record is from RefSeq and is a predicted model, not a curated record. Gene Ontology annotation, molecular function: carbohydrate:proton symporter activity.
AUGAAAGUUAAAAACAAUGAACAUGUUGAUACUGAAUCAUCGCAUAAUGAGUCAGAGUUAUUGGUUACUAUUUUGGUUGUCUUAGUUUCUGCAGCUGCUUUGGUAGUCGGAUUUGAAGUUGGUACCACAGAUGGACUUGUCUCCAGCUUGCUGUUCACACAAAGAUAUGGACAAAUUGUGGGAGUCACAUUAGGGAUAGUGGUUCUGGCAUUCAACUUAGGUGAGGUUUGUGGAUGUAUCUCUGUCUUGUUUGCUUUCAGAUUGCGGUCGGAUACCCUAAUCAAGGUUGGUUACGGAGUCUAUGCUGCUGGUGUUCUCUUUCAAAUUUUGACAUCCAUAUUGGCAUACGAUUUUUUAUGGUGCCUUGUGGCGUAUAGAGUAACAUUGGGAAUUUCUGGAGGAAUAUUCAUACUUAUUUGUCCCAUUUACAUUACCCAGAUUACCAUCGACCCCACAAGGCGUGGUCAAUAUUUACUGUUGAUACAACUUUGGCUUUGUGGAGGUAUCAUGUUAGGAAGUGGACUUUCAAUUGCAAUUGAUCCAUUUAUCUUACAGUACUGUGGAAAUUGUGGGAUAUGUUUAUUAGGAUCUGUUAGCUGUUGGUUACUUACUCCUAUUGACCCUAUUUCCUCGUCACUGUUGCGAUACCUAGCAGAAAUCAAACAAGAGGAACAAAAGGCAAUUAUCGAGCCUCAACCUCUCAUGAAUCCACAGAAAGAAUUAAGACCUCAAGAGGACACCAGUGAACAGGAUCUGAAUAUGCCCCUUACUGGCAAUGGGCUGCCAUUCAGGUGGAGGAAGUUAGGAUUUUGUGUCACCCUCAUGGUUUUCCAACAACUUACUGGUAUAAAUUUCUUCUUUUAUUAUUCUAAAAGGAUCGUUGGAGACCAGCCAUGGCCCUUAGUUCUUGCAAGUGUCAAUCUUGCUGGAAGUAUUGCUAGUUUCAAAAUGGUGAAAUGGUUUGAUAGGUUAUUUCUUCUUCAAAUGGGCUCAGGUACUUUGACAGCCCUAUUAUGCAGCUACUGGGCUUGUGAAAGCUCAAUUGUAGUGUAUGCUAUUGUGGUGGUUUUUUCCGUUUCUUGGGGUCCUGUUUCAGGCAUAGUCAUUAAUGAACUAGCCAAUGCUAACAAGCAAGUUUUGACGAUUUCCAUAUCGGCUAACUUUGCGUUUAGUUUCUUGGUGGUCAAUAUAUCCCCUGUAUUGAUGAGUAUAAUGGGAUUGAACUUAUUAUGGUGUUUUGUGGGUGCAAUGAUAGUUCUGUUGGCAUUUUUGAUGGUCGUUCCCGAAACAAAGCAUCUUCUGAAUACCGAAAUUGAGGAAUUAUUUAGUAACGGGGGACCAUCUUCAUGUGCUCCUGCCUUUGAAGAGAAGCAUAGCAAUGUUGUUUAG